Messenger RNA from Exaiptasia diaphana, 1558 nucleotides. Its product is annotated as serine/arginine repetitive matrix protein 1. NCBI's taxonomy places the organism in Eukaryota, Metazoa, Cnidaria, Anthozoa, Actiniaria, Aiptasiidae. The record is from RefSeq and is a predicted model, not a curated record.
AAAAAAGAAGACCUCAAAGCCUCAAAUAAAAGUCAAGUUCAGCUAUUGCGAGUCGACUAUCACGAUAAUUUCGAAAAAGGAGCUUCRAAUCGUAACGCAGAACAAUAUGAGGACAGUGUYUCUUACAUGCGAGCUCCGUCUGAUUAUUUGGAUGAAAGCAGUUCCAGCUCAAUCGGCGGAGACUCUGGUCGUAGUUCAAAAGGUGUUUCCAAUCCAAGUCUUAUCCAUAGCCAAACGAGUGUCGCCGAAGUGAGGCAAAAAAAUUAUUCGUCAGUGAUGAGCCCAUUCAGGCAUAAUAAAAGCGAUGAUGUCACACAAUCACCUCAAGCAAGGCGAUCAAGCAGAGGACCUCCUCCUCCUUACCAAAAACCAAUGGAUGAGACACAACAGGAGGAAACUUCAAUCCAAUCGUCUGAACGAAGGCCUCCACCAUACCCAGAAGCUGCAAGGUCCCAAGGUUUUAAGAGAACUCCGAGCAUUAGAAGCAAAUCAGGAACUCCGCGGGAGGACUUACCUCCAUAUAAAAGGAAUUCUAGCUCAUUUGACAAAGGAACAAGUCCAAGAGAAGAACAGAGACCUAGGAGCAACCAAUCAACUCCUCAAUUUCACAGGACGGAACCAUUAUCGAUGGACGUUGGAAGUCCGAUCAAAAAACAGGAUUCUUCUAUUGAHGGCGAGCCUGAGAUUCUUAUCGAUGCUACACAGUCAACGGUCAGUGCUGUCCCAGUCGCUACAAACCCAUCUGAUCAAGCAAAAGACGAGGGCCAUACUGUAAUUUCGACUUUCUUCAAACCCGUCGAGUUACUCCAUGAGUCACCCUUACGACGAAUGAAUAGCAUGCCGCGGUAUAAUUCACGGUCGAAAAGYAUGGAAGAAUCUCAGGGUAGAACUAAAAAAUCWGUCAAGACUUCGGACACUCUAUUUGCAGCGGUUUUGGUACGGCAGAGAUCGCUAUCCGAUGACCCACGUCGUUCAAGAGAUUUAUCUUCGGAGCUUUCUCGAAGCGACAGACAACCUCAAGCCGUUCCCAAYUCGAGYAAUAUAGACAAUCACCAGUCGCCGAAGGCUUCUGGUUYGUUAGACACUGCUCAACAAUCUCAUGACGAGGACACUAAGGAUUCAGCGUCUGUUGUUUCCACUGGUUCUCAUGAGGAAAGUGGAUCCGAAGGAAGGUCAAAGUCAAAGUCAGGGUCUCGAACGCCUUUACGUGGCAAGGGCACCCAUCAGUGGUUAGAGUAUGGUUGUGUCUAGACUAAAUUUAUGAACUGUAUUUAUUUAUAAAGAGUAUUUAUAGGUGUUUGAAAUCGUUUGUAUUUUGUACAGAAUUUCUAAACGUUUUGUUAUCUUGGUUUGUGCUACUUGAUAUUUUUAACGAUUUUGAUAAAUGAAUUGCUGCAAUUAUCUGGUCCAUAGUGGACUCCUCAAAGAUAAUUAGCGAUCAGAUACAUAAAGAGUAGAAUACAUUGAAUUUAGAAUUUGCUUGAUAAUCAUUAUAGAAAUAGGUUCAAAUUAGUUGUUGAAUGUAAAAGCAAUUUAUAUAAAGUUUUUUUGAAUUUUG